Molecule: messenger RNA, 9213 nt
Organism: Cyclopterus lumpus (lumpfish)
Lineage: Eukaryota; Metazoa; Chordata; Actinopteri; Perciformes; Cyclopteridae
Gene: lama1
Product: laminin, alpha 1
Exons: 64
Coding region: 1-9213 (3070 amino acids)
Biological process (GO): cell adhesion; regulation of cell migration; blood vessel morphogenesis
Cellular component (GO): basement membrane
Molecular function (GO): signaling receptor binding; extracellular matrix structural constituent
Source: RefSeq, a predicted model, not a curated record
AUGAAGUUGCUGCUGUUGUUGCUGCUGAUGGAGCGAGUUGCAGCUCAACAGAGAGGUUUGUUCCCGGCCAUCUUGAACUUGGCCAGUAACGCAGUGAUCAGCAGUAACGCCACGUGUGGAGAUCCAGGACCUGAAGUUUACUGUAAGCUGGUGGAACACGUUCCAGGACGACAGAUCAAGAAUCCACACUGCCUGAGAUGUGACGCCAACUCCGUUCUGACCAAAGAACAACAUCCCAUCACCAACGCCAUCGAUGGGACAAAUCACUGGUGGCAAAGUCCGAGUAUCAAGAAUGGACGUCAGUUUCACUGGAUCACGAUAACACUGGACCUCAAACAGAUCUUUCAGGUCGCCUAUAUCAUCAUCAAGGCCGCUAACUCUCCUCGACCAGGUAACUGGAUCCUGGAGCGCUCUCUGGACGGCGUGACCUUUGACCCCUGGCAGUUUUAUGCCAUCAGUGACUCUGAGUGUUUGUCUCGUUACAACAUGACGCCGAGACUCGGGCCUCCGACCUACAAGACCGACACAGAGGUCAUCUGUACGUCCUACUACUCCAGACUGAACCCCCUGGAGCACGGAGAGAUUCACACCUCACUGAUUAACAGCCGACCCGGAGCCGAUGAUUUGACCUCUGACCUCCUGGACUUCACGUCAGCUCGUUACAUCCGACUGAGGCUUCAGCGAAUCAGAACGCUCAACGCCGACCUGAUGACGCUGAGCGCCCGCGACCCCCGAGAGAUCGACCCCAUCGUCACCCGGAGGUAUUAUUACUCCAUCAAAGACAUCUCUGUGGGCGGCAUGUGCAUCUGUUUUGGCCACGCCCAGAGCUGCCCACUGGACCCUGUUAGCAAGAAGCUGCAGUGUGUGUGUGAACACAACACCUGUGGAGAGAGCUGUGACCAAUGUUGCCCCGGUUACCACCAGCAGCCAUGGCAACCCGGAACCGUCUCCGAGGGGAACACCUGUGAGAAGUGUAACUGUCACAACAAAGCAGUGAACUGCUUCUACAAUCAGACCGUCUCUGAACUCUUUCUGAGUUUAAACACUCGUGGUGUUCGUGAAGGAGGCGGAGUCUGUGUCACCUGUCAGCAACACACGGCCGGCAUCAACUGUGAGACCUGCACCGCCGGAUACUACAGACCUGCUGAGGUAUCUCCGUACUCAGACGCUCCUUGUGUCCAGUGUAACUGUGAUCUGAGAGGAUCAGAGUCUUUCGUCUGCACCAGAGACGACACGCAGCCAGGUGUGUCUGCAGGACAGUGUGUGUGUCAGCAGGGUUUCUCAGGUAAACGGUGUGACCGCUGUGCGUUUGGAUACAGAGACUUCCCUCAGUGUGCGCGCUGUGAGUGUCACCUGCCGGGCAGCACCAACACGGACCCCUGCAGCCCCUGUACCUGCAAGGUGAACGUGAUGGGGGCUCACUGUGACCUGUGUAAACCAGGUUUCUACAACCUGCAGGAGAGUCACCUGCUUGGCUGCACCGACUGUUUCUGCUUCGGUGUGUCCGACGUCUGUGAGAGCUCGUCGUGGUCCAGAGCUCAGGUGUUUCAUACAGAUGCUUGGCUCCGACCCUCUCCGUCUCUCCACCCCCCCCAUGUUGUCCACGGCAACGACCUCAUCAUCCCCAACAACUAUUCUGGCCACGCCCACCAGGUGCUGUCGUGGGCGUUCCCGGAAGGUUUUCUCGGCAACAAGCUGGUUUCCUACGGAGGUUCCCUGAACUACUCGGUGGUUUAUGACGUCCCGUUGGAUAAUGAAGACCAUUCUCGCCCCACUCAGUCCGACAUCAUCAUUGAGGGAGACGGUCGAGCUCUUCGUUUCUCGCCUCCCGUCCUAGUCUUCCUCUCCGGGCUGGCCGAGCGCCCGGUUACCAUGACGAUGGCCCCGGAGACAUUUGUGGACGUCCGCUCGGGCGUCCCCGUCACCCGGGAUGACCUGCUGUCCGUCCUGGCCGACGUGACGUCACUGAGCGUCCGGGUUCACUUAAACACCUCCGCCGAGGGGUCCAUCCGUCUCUCUUCAGUGUCUCUGGACAUCGCUGACCCUGGUUCAGUUUCUGGUCGUCAGGCGGUUGAUGUGGAGACGUGUGAAUGUCCGUGGGGUUACAGCGGCACUUCCUGUGAGUCGUGUCUUUCAGGGUUCUACCGGGUGGGUGGAGUCCUGUUUGGAGGGAACUGUAUGCAGUGUGAGUGUAACGACCACGCCACCGACUGUGACGCCAACGGGGUCUGUUUGGCUUGUACCCACAACACCACCGGUCCUCAGUGUGAGCGGUGUCUCCCUGGUUUCCACGGCGACGCCAGCGAGGGGACAGCGGGCGACUGCCGGCCGUGUGCGUGUCCUCUGACGGAGACGUCCAACAGUUUCAGCCCCACCUGCUCGCUGGACGCCUCCGGACAGGUGUCAUGUGACCGCUGUGGGGACGGAUACACGGGACGCACCUGUGAGAGGUGUGCCAGCGGCUUCCAUGGUAACCCGCAGGUGUUGGGCGGGGCCUGUGUCCGCUGCGAGUGUAGCGGCAACGUGGACGUCGGGGAGGCGGGACACUGUGACACCGUCACUGGUGAGUGUCUGCGUUGUCUCGGCAACACCGCCGGGAGACACUGUGAGGUCUGUCAGCCCGGUUACUAUGGCGACGCCGUGCAAGCUAAGGACUGUCGGGUGUGUGGCUGUGAUGUCAGCGGCUCCCUCUCCAGUGUGUGUGAUGUCACCACAGGUCAGUGUUCCUGCAGAGAGAACGUGACGGGACUCACCUGCGACCGCUGCCAGUCUGGGUCUUUCGGGCUGCAGAGUCAGGCGGGAUGUCGGGCCUGUGGUUGCAACCAAUCAGGAUCCGUCUCUGAGUCAUGUGACGAGGGGGGGCGGUGCCAGUGUUUGGAGAGUGUGUCCGGAGACGUGUGUGACCGCUGUAGCCGUGGUUACUACGAUUUCCGUGCCAACGGCUGCACAGCAUGCACCUGUGAUGUCACUGGAGGGAACUGCGACCCUGAGAGCGGCGAGUGCAUCUGCCCCCCCCACACACAGGGAGACACCUGUGACAGGUGUGAGACAGGUUACUGGGGUCACGACCCCAUCACAGGCUGCAAGGCUUGCGGCUGCGUGGCGUCAGGAAGCUCCGCCCCUCAGUGUGAGCUGACCAAUGGGCAGUGUCCGUGUAGAGGGGAGUUCUCCGGCAGGUCAUGUGACCGGUGUGGCCCUGGGUACCAUGGUUACCCAGCAUGCUCGGCAUGUGGCUGCGACCCGACGGGAUCAGACGAGAAGUUCUGCAACGCCACGCUGGGAGUGUGUGACUGUCUACACACCGGGGAGUGUGUGUGCAAGGUGGGCGUGUCCGGGCGGCGCUGUGAGGAGUGCGUCUCCGGCCGGUUCGCUCUGUCGGCUCAGAGUCCAGACGGCUGCUCCUCGUGUUUCUGUUCAGGACUCAGCUCGGCCUGUGAGGAGCAGGGAGGCCUGCAGCGAGUACCUAUCGCUCGCUCUCCUGCUCUGCUGUCAUUGGUCAGCCAGUCUCACCUGCAGGGUGUAGUUUCUGGAGUCCACCAGCAGGGCGGCGAUGCGCUGCUCGAUACCCGACAGCUGAACAGCAGCCGGCUGGUUGGCCCACUGUACUGGAGACUGCCCCCCCGGUACCAAGGCCCGCAGCUGCUGUCGUACGGAGGUCUGCUGUCUUACAUCGUCACCUUCUAUGCUGAGGACGGCUCGGGGCUGUCCAAUCAAGAGCCUCAGGUGCUGAUGAGGGGCGGGGCCUUGAGGAAGCAUGUGAUAUACACUGACAUGCUCGCCCCGAGCAACGGCAUCGGGGAACUGCACAACAUCAGGUUGACAGAGCACAAGUGGAAGUACUUUAAUUCCGUAUCAGAGAAGUCGGUGAGUCGCGAUGACUUCAUGUCCGUCCUCAGUGACGUUGAGUACAUCAUCAUCAAAGCUUCAUACGGGACCCGACUGCAGCAGAGCAGGAUCUCUAACAUCACCAUGGAGACGGCGGUGGAGGCGGAGUCAGAUGAGGGGGAGGUGGCCAGACUGAUCGAGUCCUGCACCUGUCCACCUGGGCAUGCCGGGCUGUCCUGUCAGGAGUGUGCUGCAGGUUUUUUCCGUCAGCCUCUGUCUGAGUUGUCUUCUAAGAGUCAGAGGUCCCUGUUUGUUCGUCCGUGUGUUCGAUGUCGCUGCAACAACCACAGUGAGAGCUGUGAGGCGGAGACUGGAGCCUGUCAGGACUGUCAGCAUCACACUAGUGGGCGGAGCUGUGAGCUGUGUGCCCCGGGGCAUUAUGGGAACGUCAGUGGCUCCAUCAGCGACUGCUCACUGUGUGCCUGCCCCCUCGUGAACAACAGUUUCAGCCCCACCUGUGUGUCAGAGGGUGGGGUUGGUGGUUUCCGCUGCACCGCCUGUCAGAAGGGAAACGAGGGCAGAUACUGUGAGAGGUGUUCUGCUGGUUACUAUGGCAACCCAUCACUGCUAGGCGGUGCUUGCUCGCCGUGCGGCUGCAGGUGGGGGUCGCUGAGGCCGCUGUGCGACGUGCUGAGCGGACAGUGUGAAUGUAAGGCCGGGGUCAAAGGUCAGUCAUGUGACCAGUGUGACGAGAGGCACGUCCUGCAGGGUGGAGAGUGUGUGUCGUGCGGUGACGAUUGUUCCGGGGUUCUGUUGGACGACCUGGAAAAAAUACACAACCACUUCCUGUCUGUCAACCUGAGCGCUGUUGCCAUGGCACCGUACCGCCAACUGGUGCUGCUGGAGAACCUGACCAGAGAGAUCCAGGUAAACAUCCAGGUGUUUUCAGGAAACAGCUCUGUCGCUCUGCGUCUUUCAACAGUCGAAGACGAGCUCCAUCACUUGACCUCCGACCUCAGCGCUCUGCUAGAGCAGGUUCCACGUCUGUCGAAUGACCUGGAGAAAGUGGGCGUGUCCAUAAACAACAGCCUUUCCCAGGGUGCACUGCUGCUGGAGAGCAUCAGCAGCCUUCAGGAGAACAUCCAGGGUCUCCAGAGGGAGGCGGGGCAUCUGAACCAAACCGAAGUUCAGGAGUUUGAUUCAGCCAAUCAGACACAUCUGCUGGAGGAGGUGGAGUCCAUGUUGGAAACCAUCAAAGCCGCCAACCUAACGGCUGCCAACGCCUCGGCCAAUCAGGAGCUCAGUCUGGCAGAGUCUCUCGUCCACUCACUGCAGGUGGACUUCCUGUCCAGCAGGGCGGCGGUAGAGGACAGGCUCCGCCUCCUUGCCACCCCCCUCACAGUUGCCAAGGAAACGCUGCAACACGCUCACACACAGCUGAGCAGUGCUGAACAACGAAACGCACAAACACACACUCUGCUGGACGCCGCACACACUCAACUACGCCACUACCAGGCUCUCCACCACUCUCUGCUGGUGGACGGGCUGAUGGAGGACAGUCAGCUGCUGCUGGACGACGUCCUGACGGAGGAGUUCACCAACAGCACCACGCAGGGGGAGGAGCUUAGCGGGCAGCUGGAGCGCUGGCGCCCCCUGCUGAGGAGACAGGUCGACGCGCUGGUGAUCGGACUGAAGAGGACCGACGCCUUGGAGAGGGUCUACCAGGCAGAAGGCCACGCCCACCUGCUGCAGAGCCACGCCCACUCCAUUCACAGCUCUCUGGCGUCGGUGUGUAACGUGUCUCAGAAUGGCAGCCGAUUGGCUCUGCUGGACAGUGACAUCACAGAACGCGUUGACUCCGCCCAGCAGGUUGCUGUCAUGGCCCAUAGCUCCGCCUCCCUCACGCUCAACAUGACCAUCCAAUCAGAGUGGCUGCUGCCACAGGAGGGCGGAGCCAAACUGAGCGUCAGCGCUGCUCUUUUAGAAGGAAGUAGACGACUCAACGAGUCGACAGAAGCGCUGCAGUGGAACGCUUCCACGGUAACCAGCAGGCUGCGAUUGGUCAGAGACGGCGUCUAUAACUGCAGCCUCCUCCUCCGGCAGCCAAUCAGAGAGCUGCAGAGCCUCCCUAACGCUUCGUCCACAGCGCUGCAGCAGGCUCGCAUCCAAGCUGCAGCUGCACAAUCCGGCCUGCAGGAGGCACUGCAGCGGCUGCACAGACUCAGGCUGCAGCUGCAGGACUCUUCUUCUGUGGUGGAAGAAACCAGCAGCGCCGUGAGGGAGACCAACCAGCUGGUGACUCACACACACACUGCAGCCAAUGAGGCGCAGCGUAAACUGGAGGAGGUGGAGCAUCGUACGGUGCGUCUGAUGGAGCGGAUAAAGCCCCUGAGCAUGCUGGGAGAAACGCUGAGCAGGAACCUUAGUGACAUCAGAGAGCUGAUCGAUCAGGCCAGAAGUCAAGCGGCCUCGAUCAAGGUGGCGGUUCAGGCCGACAGGGACUGCGUGCGGUCCUACAGCCCUCAGACCGAGUCCAGUAACUUCAACACUCUGAGUCUGACACUGAAGACCUCCAGUCCUGACAACCUGCUCUUCUACCUGGGCAGCAACACCACGGUGGACAUCCUGGCGGUAGAGAUGCAUGCUGGGAAGGUGUCUCUGGUGUGGGACGUGGGCUCCGGAAGCAGCAGACUGGAGUUUCCUGGACUGGACAUCACCAACAACAGAUGGACUAGAAUCAACGUGACCCGUUUCGGGGCCCGCGCGUCGCUGUCGGUCCACCAGUUGGAGUCUGAGUCGGCUCCGUUGCCCGCGGUGAUGGCGACGUCACCUGGACCGUCCCGAGUUCUGGACAUCGACGGGAACACCGUGAUCCGCAUCGGAGGACUGGGGUCCCACAUCCAGAGCCCUGCAGAGCUGCGCUCCUCCACCUUCCAGGGAUGUUUGGGCGAAGUGUCGCUCAACGAGAGGAACGUCGGCCUGUGGAGCUACGACAGCAGAGAAGGGCAGUGUGGAGGCUGCUUCAGCAGUCCCCAGGCAGAGGAGACCUCCUUCCACUUUGAUGGAUCUGGAUUCUCAUUGGUCCAGAAGUCUCUGCGAGCGACCUCCACCUCCAUCGUCCUUCUGUUUAAAACGCUGUCGCCGGGCGGGUUACUGCUCUACCUGGCCUCCAACAACACUAGGGACUUCCUGUCCAUGGAGUUGGUGGAGGGCCGUGUCCGUCUGACCUUCGACCUUGGCUCAGGUGCUCUGAUCCUGACCUCCAAAAGGAAGUACAACACCGGAGUCUGGUACAAGAUCACACUGCAGAGGAGCAAACGCAAAGGUUACCUGUCCAUCAUGGCAGCCGACCAAUCAUCAAACAAGGAGGUGUUGGAGGCGGAGUCUCCUGGAACGGCCUCCGACCUGAACCGCUCCGACUUGGACCCGAUCUAUAUUGGAGGACUUCCUGCCUCUCGACCAAUCAGGCGACAGGUGGUCUCCAGGUCCUACGUGGGCUGCAUGAAGAACGUGGAGAUCGCUCGGUCCAACUUCGACCUCCUGAGGGACGCCUUCGGGGUCAGGAAGGGCUGCGUCCUCGAGGCCGUGCGGAGCGUGUCGGUGUUCGGAGGCUUCGUUCAGAUUGAUCCUCCAUCACUGGGUCAGGAGGCGGAGCUUCUCUUCUCCUUCUCCACCAACAACCAAUCAGGAGUCCUGCUGGCUGUCUUCAGUGACGAGCGAGCACAGAGACAGCACUUCCUGUCGGUCCACCUGGUCUCAGGUGCGGUGGAGGCGGAGCUUGGUGAGAUGGGCGGGGCUACUCGGAGAGUGGCGGUGGUGAAGGCAGAUGGAGGAUCCUUCAGUGACGGAACAAAGCGCGCCGUGAUCAUCACCAUAAACAGGAAGUCUCUGUCCGUGCAGGUGGACGAGAAACACCUGAAAUCCGUCUCCCUGUCGUCGGGUGGAUUGUCUCGUUUGUCUCCAGCCUCUUUCUUCAUUGGUGGGCUGCCAUCGGGGGAGGAGUCUCGUCUGCCAAUGAAAUUACAGGCAUUGUCCAGAAGCUUCAGAGGCUGCAUUCAACACCUGGUGGUGGGCGGAGAGUUAGUCGACCUAUCAGGCGCCGUGAGGUAUGAAGGGGCGGAGCUUGACAGCUGCCUAUUGAAAGAGAAGGUAGGGGGGGCGAUGCUGCCUGAUGACCAGGAUGUAGAACCCACUCCUGACCCCGCCCACCUGCCUGUCACCCCCCCCACACACCUGAGUGCCUUGAAACCUGGAGCACUAACGUGCGUGUCGGAGGCGGAGCCAACCUUCCUCCCGUCAGCGGUUCAGUUUGGUUCGUCCAAACACAGUCACAUGACCUUCAUCAUCAGCCCCAACACCGUCAGAAGAAGCGUGUCCGUGAGGUUGUCGGUUCGAAGCCGAGCUCGGGAAGGGUUGGUCCUCCUCGUCUCCGACUCCAAACAGAUGGACUUCGUCGUCCUCAAACUGACUGCUGGGAGACUGAUGAUGUCAGUCGACCUGGGCAAAGGCCCCGCCUCCAUUACCUCGAAUGUCGCCAUCAACGACGGAGAGUGGCACACUGUGAGCGGCGAGGUCAGCCGGCGGUCGGUGUCGGUGUCGUUGGACGGGUCGAGUCCGGACUCCGUGUCCAUCAAAGGAAACCAGCUGGAUGUGGACAACCGACUUUACCUGGGAGGACUGCCACACACACACACCACCAGGAGGAUUAAUGCCAGCAGCAGUUUUCCAGGUUGCGUUCGCUCUGUCAGUCUGAACGGUGCCAUGUUGGAUCUGUCCAAGCCGGCCUCGAAGCACGAUGUCACUUCCUGUUUCACCAAUGACCAGACAGGAAGUUACUUCAACGGCAGUGGAUACGCCGCCCUCAUGCCUAAUGGUUAUAAGGUCGGCUCUGACGUAUCGGUGUCUCUUGAGUUUCGAACGAGCCAAUCAGAAGGAGUGUUUCUGGGAAUCAGCAGCGCGAAGGUGGACGCCAUCGGACUGGAGAUGAUCAAUGGACAGGUGGUGUUUAACGUGAAUAACGGGGCGGGGCGAGUGUCAGUGCGUUCGGUUGGUCACAUGUUGUGUGACGGGCGGUGGCACCACCUGCUGGCCAGUAAGACCAAACACACCCUGAGUCUGACUGUGGACCGGCGGAGCUACACCACCACCAACCCUUACCCACAAUCCACCUCUGCUGAGACCAACAACCCCGUUUACCUGGGAGGCUUUCCAGUCGGGGUGAAACAGAACUGCCUGUCAAUCAGCUCCAGGUUCAGAGGUUGUCUGAUGAACCUGCAGCUCGUUAAGUCUCACCUGAGUGACACACUGGACCUGAGCUCCGCCCACUUCCUAUUGGGUGUCACUCCUAACUCGUGUCCUGUUGCCAUGCGACGCCCAGCCGUGCUCUGA